UCGGAUGCCAGUGAUUUCGUGCAAAUACCGCGAAAAGUGCGCCAAGCGCGAAGACAGCGUGAAUAUUCAGUGCAAUCGAACGGCACAUCCUUGGCGAGUCUCGCCGUCUGAUGAGUCCUUCUGAAGGAUUCCAAUCUCGCCUUUAUCACACGAAGGCUGCGACACACAGUGUUUGUAUCUUAUCGUGUGUCCGAGUGUAUGUUGACUCUGGAUGUUCGUCGUCUGCGGCAAAAACGAAUUUCUCAAACUGGCCACCGACGCACACUUCAUUGGCAGUUUCUCGGCCGGUCGGACGCUUUUGUCCUCACGUUAGGAGUGCGAUUGUUGCGGUGUGAAAUUGCGCUUACCAGUGCUUCUUGAGGAGAAUAGUUUUGUUGUGAAUCAGAAAAAAGAAAUAGAAGAAAAACAGCCAUUUGCAUAGUUUCUGCGCUGUUCCGGUGAAUGUGCGCGAGAACAUCCUGGGAAGAGAGAACGUGGCAAUUCAGUGUAUAUACACUUCCUGCCGUUCACAAUCGAUGUUUAAAACUUCUUCGCUUUCAACCAUCAAAAUAUCGAUUGCAACUUUAUUUAAUGUGUCUCCCACUUUAAUACAUUUCAAGGUCUCUGCGUUGCGAGUGCUCCAAAGUGGGUGGGAUUCUAUAUUUAAGAAGUCAACUGACAUUGCACAAGUGCAAAAGGAACAUUUCUGUGCACACAUGCCAAAGAGAGGGUGAGGAAUUUUCAGCUCAGACGCGUCUCUUAUGUGAGAAGUGCGAGAUUGCAUAUUUGGGUGUGUUUUUCUGCGCCUUUUUUGUGGGUGGGAAAGAACGUGUGUUGAGGAGAAGAUCCUUUUUUUUGUGGAAAUAGUUUAGCGACAGUGUUUCGGAACUUUAAUAAUCCAUCAAGUGGAUUCAGUGGGAAAGACCACUCGUUUUGGGUGCUACUAAAUGUGCCAUCGUUGUCUCGCUGAGGGGUGCAAAAGGUGAACUUUUAGGAGAAUAUUCUGAGAGACAAAAGUUAUACAUAUUUAAUCAGUGAUUGUCCAAUUUGCCAAAGUAGCCGACUUGGCGCUGGGAAAGCGGGAAAAUGCCGGACAGGUUUAAAGUAACAAAGGCAGAAGGAGUCCAGCCGAAGUUGGAGCGGGACGAAGAGGCGGCCACAGGACGACUUCUCCACGAAAGAACUCCAGGAGAUGCUACGGAUGAUCAACCCUUUGUUGCCAACAACGAAAAAUCAACACACUAUGACACGAAUCUUUAUUUAUAUUCGGAAGAAAUUGAUACAAGGCCACGAAUAUCAACACUUAUAUCUUCCUUGGCGAAUUAUUCCAAUACGAUUCCAGCUGCAUCGGAAGCGGACUCGAAGCCUCCACCACCAUCGGCCCGCAUGGGCACACUGAUUGGCGUGUAUCUCCCUUGUAUCCAGAACAUUUUCGGUGUCAUCCUUUUUAUUCGUCUAACAUGGGUUGUGGGGACGGCGGGUGCUAUUUUUGGAUUCCUCAUCGUUCUGACAUGCUGCUGUGUGACUAUGUUGACAGCAAUUUCGAUGUCUGCAAUUGCGACAAAUGGUGUCGUACCGGCUGGUGGCAGUUAUUUCAUGAUCUCACGGUCACUGGGCCCAGAAUUCGGUGGCGCCGUCGGGAUGCUGUUUUACACGGGAACAACGCUAGCAGCUGCCAUGUACAUCGUGGGCGCGGUGGAAAUUGUUCUGACCUACAUGGCUCCGUGGCUAUCAAUCUUCGGUGAUUUCACAAAGGACGCCUCGGCGAUGUACAAUAAUUUCCGGGUGUACGGCACAUUUCUCCUGCUUAUCAUGGGUACAAUCGUGUUCAUCGGAGUGAAGUUUGUAAAUAAAUUCGCAUCAGUGGCUCUGGCCUGUGUCAUCUUCUCCAUAAUUGCCGUCUACGCGGGCAUCUUUGACAACAUCCAUGGCAACGACAAGCUACACAUGUGCGUCUUGGGCAAGCGUCUGCUGAAGGAUAUUGCCGUUGAGAAUUGUACGCAGGAAGAAGGUGGGCAGCUGUGGAAUCUCUUCUGUGCUGAGCAACCGUGCGAUCCGUACUUCUUGAGUCACAAUAUAUCAAUCGUGCGUGGCAUCCGAGGACUGGCCAGUGGUGUGUUCUUCGAGAACAUCCUGCCGUCGUUCCUCGAGGAGGGGCAAUACAUCACCUAUGGGCACAAUCCUGGCGAUGUGGAGCAGCUCGGAAAGCCGUCUUUCAAUCAAGUCUACGCAGACAUCACGACUUCGUUCACCAUUCUAAUCGGCAUCUUCUUUCCGUCCGUCACUGGUAUAAUGGCCGGAUCAAAUCGAUCUGGCGAUUUGGCCGAUGCCCAAAAGAGCAUUCCCAUCGGAACAAUUUGUGCCAUCCUGACGACCAGCAUCGUCUAUCUGUCGUGUGUCCUUUUGUUCGCCGGAACGGUGGAUAAUCUCCUGCUGCGCGACAAAUUCGGGCAGUCAAUAGGUGGAAAGUUGGUGGUGGCGAACAUGGCGUGGCCCAACCAGUGGGUCAUCCUCAUCGGCUCCUUCCUGUCCACCCUCGGUGCUGGUCUGCAGAGUCUCACGGGCGCGCCGCGAUUGCUGCAGGCCAUCGCCCGCGACAGCAUCAUCCCCUUCCUGGCGCCGUUCUCCGUGUCGUCGAGUCGCGGCGAACCCACCCGUGCCCUCAUUCUCACCGUCUGCAUCUGCCAGUGCGGCAUUCUGCUGGGCAACGUCGACUAUCUGGCACCGCUGCUCUCCAUGUUCUUCCUCAUGUGCUACGGCUUCGUCAACUUGGCCUGCUUCCUCCAGACCAUCCUGCGGACGCCCAACUGGCGGCCGCGCUUCAAGUACUACCACUGGUCGCUGUCCUUCAUCGGGCUCUUCCUCUGCAUCUCCGUCAUGUUCAUGACGUCGUGGUACUUCGCCCUCAUCGCCAUGGGCAUGGCCGUGCUCAUCUACAAGUACAUCGAGUACAGAGGCGCCGAGAAGGAGUGGGGCGACGGCAUCCGCGGAAUGUCCCUCACGAAUGCGCGCUAUGCGAUGCUGCGCCUGGAAGAGGGCGAGCCGCACACGAAGAACUGGCGCCCGCAGAUUCUCAUUCUGGCCAAGCUGACUACCGAACUCACGCCCAAGUACAGGAAGCUGCUGUCCUUUGCGUCGCAGCUGAAGGCAGGCAAGGGCCUGGCCAUUUGUGUGUCCGUGAUGCCUGGCGACUUCACGAAGAACAGCGGCGAAGCCACGGCAGCCAAGCAGAGCCUCAAGAAGAUCAUGGAGGAGGAGAAGGUGAAGGGAUUCUGCGACGUCCUGAUAGCCAAGAACACCGUCGAUGGACUCUGUCACAUUGUCCAGACCAUCGGCCUGGGCGGGAUGAAGCCCAACACGGUGAUCCUGGGCUGGCCGUACAGUUGGCGCCAGAGUGAGGACGCGCGCACGUGGCAGGGCUUCCUGCAGACCGUCCGCGUGGCGUCCAACGCCAAGAUGGCGCUGCUCGUGCCGAAGGGCAUCAACUUCUUCCCCGAGUCCACUGAGAAGAUCUACGGCAACAUCGACAUCUGGUGGAUUGUCCACGAUGGCGGCCUGUUGAUGCUGCUGCCCUUCCUGCUCAAGCAGCACCGCACGUGGCGUAACUGCAAAUUGAGGAUCUUCACUGUAGCACAGAUGGAGGACAACUCCAUUCAGCUGAAGAAGGACCUCAAGAUGUUCCUCUAUCACUUGCGCAUAGAGGCGGAAGUGGAAGUGGUCGAGAUGAUGGACAGUGACAUCUCUGCGUACACAUACGAGAGGACCCUGAUGAUGGAGCAGCGGAACCAAAUGUUGCGCGAGUUGCGCUUGAACAAGAAAGAAUCCCUUGGCGUGGUACAAUCUUUGGUGGAUUUCAGCGAAAGCACCGGCGAGGAUAAAUUGCCUCUGGUGCAAGCCAUUGUGGACCAUCAUCAUCCGCAUGAUCAGGUGAAGUCGGCGACGAAAGUGCGCUUUGCUGAUUCAACUGAGCACAAGAGUGACGAUAUCUUCAAUGAGAGCGACCACAAUGAGGAUCAUCACGAUGAUGAUUCGGAGAAGGAGCAGGACACAAAGGAGUCCACGGAGGAGAAUGAGAAGGGUGGUGAUAAAUCAAGUGGCGCGUCCGCCACGAAAUCUGCGUCGUCUCCGGCGAAUAGCAUAAAGAAGGACGACGACGAUGACACGACCUCCGGAGCAGACGAGAAGGCAUCACAUGACCAGAAGUCACCUGAGAAAUCAAAGCCCAGUAUUAAACCAGACGAAGGAAACGUGCGAAGGAUGCACACGGCUGUGAAAUUGAACGAAGUCAUCGUCAAUAAAUCGCAUGAUGCUCAAUUGGUUAUCUUGAAUCUACCUGGUCCUCCAAAGGAUACUCGCAUCGAGCGAGAGAGCAAUUAUAUGGAGUUCUUGGAAGUGCUUACUGAAGGCCUCGAGAGAGUGCUGAUGGUUCGUGGUGGUGGCCGAGAAGUCAUCACAAUCUACUCUUAAGCAUAAUUAGUGAGAGAGACAAGAUAAAAAAAAGAAAUAGUGGAGAAAAAAUUUGAAUGUCGUGUUUAUCAUUAUGAAAUAAAUUCAAUUCUAGAUUUUACUUAAAAUUAGCAAAAGAAAUUCACAUUCACGUGGAAAAGUGAUUAGCUACACAAGUUCUUAUCCUUACCAAAGACAAAUAUGAAACAGUAAAAUACAAAAAGAGAGAGGAGUAAAGUGAAACCUUUAUAGUGGCGAUGAGAGUAUUUUUAGCUAAGAAAAAAAAAUAUUGAAGAAAUCAAUUUCAAUCAAAAGUGUUUUUUAGUGACUCACAGAAUUUAAGCGAUUUUGUUGAGAACAAAGAAGGUGGAAAGAGGGAAUUUUUAAUUGAUUUGUGGUGAAAAAAGAGUAAGAAUAUAUAUAGAUGAUAUAUAAAAGCUACUUGAAGUGUUAAAAAUCACUUUGUUAUUAUACUUUUCCGCCAGUCUAGAGCACGUUAGAGAAUUCCUGUUGAAGUGAGAAUUUAAAAUUCUAUAAAGAGAUUAUUUUGAGGAAUAUAUUUUCGAUGAGGUCUAUUAGUAAAUUGUAGAGAGAGAGAGAAACUAUUAUCCAAGAUAAUGGGAAUAUUUUUUAAAGAUGCAGCUUGAAAACUUGAGACAGGAACAGAAAUGGUGAACCAUUUAUAAUUUUUAAGAGACAUUAAGCAAGAACAAUUUUUUCUUAACGACUUUAUUUCUACUGUUUGUAUGUUUGUUCUUCUUAGACGAACUAAACUGCCAUAAAUUGUAAAUAGGAUUAAGGAGAAAUUAUUAAAUAAUCAUUGCAUGAGCGACUUUUGAAAAUUAUGGAAAACAAUUAAUAAGUGUAAGUGAAUUUUUGGCCUAGAGAUUGCAAAAUUUUCAAAUCAAUUACAAUUGAGAAAAUUUCAAAGAUCGUGUAUAUUUUAAUAAGACUGUCCUUUUUCGUACUUUUUUCCAAUAUAUUUUCUAUUUCCCUUUGAAAUUUGGCGCUGGGAAUUUGGCUAAAGUAUUUCAUUAUUUUAAUGUUUCUUUCUCAUUGUGUUCAUUUAUAUGAAAAAUUUUUUUAGAACAGACUAGAAAAAAUUUAUGUGUGUGCCUUAAAUGAAAUGUUUUGCUACUUGCGGAAACGAAAUUCGGUAUUUUGAUUUUUCUUUUCCUCUAAAAUUGCUAAAGCGACCAAACUGUAAAAUAAAGACAUUAUUCAAAAUGAAAUUCUUUAGCAAUAUUCUCGGCAUUUUACUUUUAAUCUUGUUUUCGUCGAAUAGAAAAUAUAUUUCUGAAUUCUUUCUUUUGUUUUCCAAGAAAAAAAAAGUAUUAAAAGUCAAAAGUCAAAAAAAAAGUUGCGAAGUAAGUGUAAAUUUAUGAGACAAAGUGUUUAAGGUAAAAGUAAAAACAGCUCAUUUACUGUGAAUCAAAUAUAAAACAUUAAAAAAUGGAAAGGGAAAUGCGACAGAGUCGAACUAAUAUGGUUAGAAUUAGUAUGAUGAAGAAGUGAAAUACCGCUGCAAAGUCUCUAUAAUAUAAUCAAACUAUAGGAAAUGAUUAAUAAAAAAGAACUUCAAGAUAGAAAAAAGUUUACUAUAGGAGAAACAAUUGGAAAUAUAAUAAAAUUGGAAAUGAUUUAGGCAUAAAAAUUAGGGUUAAAAAACGAGAAAUUGAUAGUGGAAAGAGAUCAAGAAUGGUAUGUGAAACGGUUAAACCAAAAAAAGGUAUUUUCCAAAAAUACAAAAAAAAUGGAUAUUUCAACGGAAAAUAUCCACAGAAAAAAAGAAAACGUAUUCUUUGAAUUGUAACGAGAACAUUUCUUGUAAUUCUCUAUAGGUAGAAAAAAAAAUACAGAUUUUAACAAAAUAGUCGUAAAAUAAAUUGCGAGUGAAGAAUAUUAGGAUUAAAGAAGAGAAAAACUUAAACUUACCCGCCGGGUGUGUCUCAAAACUUAUGACAAAAAACCAACUUUUGCUGUGUCUGCGAAAGAGUGUUAGGAUAUCUGAAGAGCACUAAUUUCGAGAUUUCUUCAUGGGCGACUUUCCGACAAUUAAGUGGAAAAGACAAAAAAUAAAAAAAAUUAGAUCACAAAACCGAACAAUUCUCAAGCAAUACUAUUAGAUUAUAGAACGAGUGAAAAAACUCUUUUGGAAAACUUGAAAAUAGAGAGAGAAAAAAAAUAUGAUGGACUUUUGUUUCAUCUCUUCGUCAAAUUCAAUCCCGUAGCAUUUGAGAGUUCAUUUAAUUUCCCAACACAAUCAACUGUCAUUUCAAUGGUGUUUUCAGACAUAAUUAAUCUAGCGGAAGAUUUUUUACUUAACGGAAAAUCCAUCUUUGUGUCAAGAUCUUCAUAAAUCGUUCAGUUCUUUUCUAUGGAAAAAAUGUCCCAGUCAUAACUUAACUCUAAGACAUUUAAUAGAUCUUGCCUAUAUAAAGUAAAAAAUACAGUUUAAUAAAGAAAAAAAAA
Messenger RNA from Phlebotomus argentipes, 6897 nucleotides. RefSeq names its product solute carrier family 12 member 4 (gene kcc). Bases 1066 to 4446 code for a protein of 1126 amino acids. NCBI's taxonomy places the organism in Eukaryota, Metazoa, Arthropoda, Insecta, Diptera, Psychodidae. Gene Ontology annotation, cellular component: membrane. The record is from RefSeq and is a predicted model, not a curated record. Gene Ontology annotation, biological process: potassium ion import across plasma membrane; chloride transmembrane transport; potassium ion homeostasis. The transcript has 21 exons. Gene Ontology annotation, molecular function: potassium:chloride symporter activity.